Molecule: messenger RNA, 789 nt
Organism: Drosophila guanche
Lineage: Eukaryota; Metazoa; Arthropoda; Insecta; Diptera; Drosophilidae
Source: RefSeq, a predicted model, not a curated record
GUUUUCUAUAGUUUUUGCCAAAUUUCCGUGUGAUUACAAUUUGAAUUUGUUAAUAAACAAUGGCCAGCUCGAAUGUGUCCGACUGGGAUGGACCGAUGCCGACAUCGACGAGCGAGGAGGUCGAGGAGGAGGAUCCACAUUACUGCAGUCCAAGCAAUCGCCAGCGCAGGCAGCAGGAGAACGUGGACAAGAUGAAUUCGUAUGUGCGCCGCAUGGCCUACCAGCCAUCCAUGCCGCCCAAGACACGACCCGGCGAUGUGGCCAGAUCGUACGCACAGUACAAGGACUACUACAACCCAAAGCAGCGGGCAACGACUCUGACCAAACAGGAGAGCCAGUGUCUUACACAGUACCUGAACGUGCUCAUCAAGAAUUUUGACAGGUUCAUCGCCCAUUUGGCCACCACAAUGCGCAUACUGUCGCAGCUGUUCAAUCCCUAUGCCCGCAUGCAGCGCGGCAUCUUCUGCAACGUGCUGCUGGCCAUCGGUGUGCAGCUCUACACCAGCGAGGAUGUCAUAGAGUAUGAUGUAAGCCAUCGCCUCGCUCACGCUCUGCUCAGUCUCGUUUGAUCACGAGCCUUGCACUCGGCCGCGGCUCGCGAUCCCAACGAGCUGGCCAAGUCCGCUGAGUUGGACCUGGAGAUGGACAAUCACAUCAAGCCUCGCCUCAAGUGCGCUGCCGAGAAAAAGAUCGCCUACGAGCGUCGUCGUCACACGCAGCAGUCGACAUACAAGUGCCAAGUCCCCCAAUGCGAGUAGCCAGUAGUCAGUCGGGUUCUACAUAUAUUUA